Ostrinia nubilalis (European corn borer) is the source of this 498-nucleotide messenger RNA. RefSeq lists its product as uncharacterized. The record is from RefSeq and is a predicted model, not a curated record. Lineage: Eukaryota; Metazoa; Arthropoda; Insecta; Lepidoptera; Crambidae. The coding region runs from base 1 to 498 and encodes 165 amino acids. The transcript is spliced from 2 exons.
AUGGUGAUGUAUGUCGCCCCAAUCUGGGCGGACGCACUCAACAAGAGGGAGAAUGCUGCCCUUCUGCGCAGGCUCCAGCGGGCCAUAGCGCAGAAAGUCGCAAGGACCUACCGCACGGAAGGAAGACAUGACUCGUGCGCAGUUUGGCUGCCGCACUCUGGACGACAAUGGUUGGAACGACCGCACGGGUUCCUCACGUUCCGUCUGGCGCAGGUGCUGACCGAUGGCUGCUUCGGUUCGUACCUGCAUAGGAUCGGGCGAGAGGAAUCCCCGCUGUACCACAAAUGCGGCGCGGCGGAUGACACGGUGCAGCACACCCUCGCGGUCUACACAAGCUGGGAGGAGCAGCGCCGUGUCCUCACUGCGGUCGUGGGCCGGGAUCUUUCGCUUCCGAGCCUGGUCAACGCCAUGCUGGGAAGUGAAGGAUGCUGGAUGGUGGUCGCCUUCUUUUGCGAAGAGAUCAUCCUUCAGAAGGAGGUAGCGGAGCGCGAGCGGUAG